This is a messenger RNA of Drosophila ficusphila, 1524 nucleotides long. RefSeq names its product charged multivesicular body protein 7. The transcript is spliced from 4 exons. Gene Ontology annotation, biological process: late endosome to vacuole transport via multivesicular body sorting pathway; vesicle budding from membrane. The coding region runs from base 86 to 1441 and encodes 451 amino acids. The record is from RefSeq and is a predicted model, not a curated record. NCBI's taxonomy places the organism in Eukaryota, Metazoa, Arthropoda, Insecta, Diptera, Drosophilidae. Gene Ontology annotation, cellular component: multivesicular body; ESCRT III complex.
ACAACACUACGAAACAGCUGACACAACAAAAAACAUAAGCACAAAGACGCGCAAUUCUUAUGGUCCAGAGGAAAUAAACAUUUUUAUGAUGAGCCUUGCAAGCGGGGACGAGGGUAAUGGAAAGGGCCAAUUCAGCUUUCCGGCAUGCUGGAAAGAUAACGCUAUUAUGCAGCUACAAUUCGCCAUGUUCCGAUCUCGAGAUCUGGACACCGAGGACUAUGACGCAAAAAUGAAAUUCUGGAAGGAUUUGAUUGGGAAUUACUUGGAGUUCGCCGGAAGACCCAUAUUCAGUCUGCGAGAUUUGCAACUGCAAUUUAUGCGGGGUGUCCAAUUGCCCGCAUGUUUGGAUACCGUUAUAAUGGAGAUGCAGCAGAGGAAGCAGAUCCGAUAUCGCAGUGAGUUCGAGCAUGAUCCGGCGAAUUCUUGGAGCGCAUGGCUGGUCAACAGUCUGGUAAAGCGUCCCCUCUCGUGGAGCUGGGCCAAAAUAAAGUACAGCGUGGUAGCCGAGGACCUGGAGGCGUCCUCUCUUGUUGAAUGGGUUCACCUGGAUGUCUUAAACAACAUUUGUGAACUCAUAACCGAAAAAGUCCUAUCUGAGAACAGUGGAAAAUUACUACAUUUUGAUGCAUUCAAAUCCCUUUGUAAGUCCCAAGAAGUUCGCAUUCAUUCAGACAAUGAUUUCCGCGCUUGCUUGCUGGCGCUAAAUGUUCGUCAAAUCAUCGGUCUUGAGUUUAAGACAGAAAAGGGAUUGCGUCAAAUUCACUUGAUCAAAAUACCAAAAAAACAGGGUGAUGAUCUUAACAUCAGCCAAGAGGAUCAUGCCGUUCACAAUCUUCAGAAUACUCAGGCCCAGUUACUUAAGCAGUUGGAAAAUUUGGAGGAAGAAAUAAAGGUAAACGAUGACAAAGCGCGUCAAUACAUGAAGGAAAACAAGAGGCAAAUGGCCAAAACAUAUCUACGAAAAAGACAUCUGCUAGAGAAGAAUCAUGAGCGUCGCAGUAUUGCUUUGCAUAACAUUGAAUCGCUUUUGUCUAGCGUGGAUGAGGCUCAAAAUAGUGGCGUUGUAAUGGACGCCUACAAGAUCGGCUCAAACACCUUGAAGAAAGUGCUUUCGGAUUCUGGACUAAAGUACGACAAUGUCGACGAAGUUCUGGCUGAUGUGCGGGACACUCUAGACCAGCAUCGGGAAGUUCAGGAUACCCUGUCCAAUAGUGUCGUUGAGGGCGUUAGCCAAGAGGAGGAUCAGCUUGAGAAGGAAUUGCGAGAACUGUGUGGCGAAACAUCUAAAGUUUUUAUCAAUCCGCUCAUUAAUAACAAUGAUAAACCGGAGGUUGUUAUCACGGACGAGGAGAUGAUUGCCAUGCUGCAAGAGCUCGAGGUUGAGGAUGGCACCGUAUCCCAAUCGAGUACAAGAGCUGUGAAAACUUUACAGGGGCUUUAAAAUUAUUCGUGUUUUCUUUUAUAUAUAUGGCAUGUGAAUUGUUCUAGUACUUAAGUCUAUAAAAUUGUUAUAAUAUUUUUGAA